Messenger RNA from Balaenoptera musculus (blue whale), 1679 nucleotides. It is a transcript of the gene CRELD2, whose product is annotated as cysteine rich with EGF like domains 2. The transcript has 8 exons. Gene Ontology annotation, molecular function: calcium ion binding. The record is from RefSeq and is a predicted model, not a curated record. The coding region runs from base 141 to 1463 and encodes 440 amino acids. Lineage: Eukaryota; Metazoa; Chordata; Mammalia; Artiodactyla; Balaenopteridae.
GCCGUCAAGUAGCCCCGGGAACGGCCGGCGUUUCGGAGCCGGUGGGCGGCUGGAGGCCGGAGCGCUCGGCCGGUUCCCGCUGGACCUCGGCCAGUGCCCGCGCGGCCGCGUUCCCGCAGCGCUGUCCACGUCGGCCCGCCAUGCGCCCGCCGGCCCCGGCCGUGCUGGGGCUGCUGCUUCUGAUGCUGCUGUCGCCCGGCGAGGCCACCAAGAAGCCGACGCCCUGCAAGCGAUGCCGGGAGCUGGUGGACAAGUUCAACCAGGGAAUGGUGGACACAGCAAAGAAGAACUUUGGUGGUGGAAACACGGCUUGGGAGGAAAAGACGCUGUCCAAGUAUGAAUUCAGUGAGGUCCGCCUGCUGGAGAUCAUGGAGGGCCUGUGUGGGACCAGCGACUUCGAGUGCAACCAGCUGCUGGAGGAGCACGAGGGGCUCCUGGAGACCUGGUGGCUGCGGCUGAAGAAGAAGUAUCCUGACUUAUUUGAAUGGUUUUGUGUGAAAACACUGAAAGUUUGCUGUGCUCCAGGAACUUACGGGCCAGACUGCCUGGCGUGCCAGGGCGGGUCCGAGCGGCCCUGCAGCGGGAACGGCCACUGCAGCGGAGACGGCAGCAGACAGGGCGACGGGUCGUGCCAGUGCCACCCGGGGUACCGGGGACCGCUGUGCGCCGACUGCAUGGACGGCUACUUCAACUCGCUGAGGAACGAGACGCACAGCACCUGCUCAGCUCCUAAUUUCCGAAACGCCCUUUGCGUCGAGUUCACUCCUGAGACGGGAUCCCCACGUACUGACGGCUGUGCCACCUCUGCCUUCCAGCCUGUGACGAGUCCUGCAAGACGUGCACGGGCCCCACCAACAGAGACUGCGGCCAGUGCGAAGCGGGCUGGGCACGGGAGGGCGACGCCUGCGUGGCUGUGCCGUCCUCUGCAGAUGUGGACGAAUGCGCAGUGGAGCCGCCCCCCUGCGAGGACCAGCAGUACUGCGAGAACAUCAACGGCUCCUUCGUGUGCCAGGAAUGUGAUUCUACCUGCGUGGGAUGCACAGGGAAGGGUCCUGGACAGUGUAAAGAGUGCAUUCCCGGCUACUCGAAAGAGAGCGGCCAGUGCGCAGGUCAGCGGGCGCAUCUGCGUUCAACUCAGGGGCGGGAACCUUCCCAGAGACCACGUGCACUGGUGGGGACGGGACCCUAGGCUGCAGACUCCGAUUCUCAUGUGUCCAGGGGCGUGGGGGCCGAGCGAGGGCCUGCAGGCUCCGGCUGGACGUCCCCCUCGACAGUCAAGCCCGGCUGGAACCCGGCUGGAGAACCACCGGGCUCCGCCCUCACGUUUGCCUGGACCGUCUCUUCUUCCCGCCCCCGACGGCCUGGCUCUGGGGCUCCUGUUAAAUGCUCCCCUCUGUCUCCUUUCUCUAAUGGGCUGGUUCCAUCUCUGCGCUUUCUGCGUGGGAGUGAAUCAUGACGCGUGAAUGCCUCGAUCCUUCGAUCCCCAUGUGCACGUUUGCCGAACGAGGUCACCUGGUCAGCGGAAUGUUUUCAUUUAGACAUUGACGAGUGCUCGCUGGCGGAAAAGCCGUGUCUGAGGAGGAACGAAAACUGCUACAACACGCCCGGGAGCUUCGUCUGCGUGUGCCCUGAGGGCUUCGAGGAGGCCGAGGGCGUCUGUGUGCAGACGGGGCCGGCGG